UUUAUUGCAUAUUCACAACACAAGGAAAAAAAGUGACUGUUGAAAUUUGUUGUGAAUCAGAUAUGGCUGUCAACACUAAGAUUAUUCUUCUCAUCUUCGUAUGUGCGUAUGUCAACAGCGCUCCGUUGACCAUGAAGCAACUAGAUCAAAUUCUUGAGGACAUUUCAGCGUCUGCAAGAAAAGACGCCCAACGCUUGCAGAGUGGAGACGCCCAACGCUUGCAGAGUGGAGACGCCCAACGCUUGCAGAGUGGAGACGCCCAACGCUUGCAGAGUGGAGACGCCCAACGCUUGCAGAGUGGAGACGCCCAACGCUUGCAGAGUGGAGACGCCCAACGCUUGCAGAGUGGAGACGCCCAACGCUUGCAGAGUGGAGACGCCCAACGCUUGCAGAGUGGAGACGCCCAACGCUUGCAGAGUGGAGACGCCCAACGCUUGCAGAGUGGAGACGCCCAACGCUUGCAGAGUGGAGACGCCCAACGCUUGCAGAGUGGAGACGCCCAACGCUUGCAGAGUGGAGACGCCCAACGCUUGCAGAGUGGAGACGCCCAACGCUUGCAGAGUGGAGACGCCCAACGCUUGCAGAGUGGAGACGCCCAACGCUUGCAGGGUGGAGACGCCCAACGCUUGCAGGGUGGAGACGCCCAACGCUUGACGAGUGGGGACGCCCAACGCUUGACGAGUGGGGACGCCCAACGCUUGACGAGUGGGGACGCCCAACGCUUGACGAGUGGGGACGCCCAACGCUUGACGAGUGGGGACGCCCAACGCUUGACGAGUGGGGACGCCCAACGCUUGACGAGUGGGGACGCCCAACGCUUGACGAGUGGGGACGCCCAACGCUUGACGAGUGGGGACGCCCAAUGCUUGACGAGUGGGGACGCCCAACGCUUGACGAGUGGGGACGCCCAACGCUUGCAGAGUGGAGACGCCCAACGCUUGCAGAGUGGAGACGCCCAACGCUUGCAGAGUGGAGACGCCCAACGCUUGCAGAGUGGAGACGCCCAACGCUUGCAGAGUGGAGACGCCCAACGCUUGCAGAGUGGAGACGCCCAACGCUUGCAGGGUGGAGACGCCCAACGCUUGCAGGGUGGAGACGCCCAACGCUUGACGAGUGGGGACGCCCAACGCUUGACGAGUGGGGACGCCCAACGCUUGACGAGUGGGGACGCCCAACGCUUGACGAGUGGGGACGCCCAACGCUUGACGAGUGGGGACGCCCAACGCUUGACGAGUGGGGACGCCCAACGCUUGACGAGUGGGGACGCCCAACGCUUGACGAGUGGGGACGCCCAACGCUUGACGAGUGGGGACGCCCAACGCUUGACGAGUGGGGACGCCCAACGCUUGACGAGUGGGGACGCCCAACGCUUGACGAGUGGGGACGCCCAACGCUUGACGAGUGGGGACGCCCAACGCUUGACGAGUGGGGACGCCCAACGCUUGACGAGUGGGGACGCCCAACGCUUGACGAGUGGAGACGCCCAACGCUUGACGAGUGGAGACGCCAAAAGUUCUAUUUGCAACAAACUGAAAGUCUUAUAUAAUGGAAAGCAAAUUUUCUCUUCUUGUCUGCAUAAAUUCUGUCGCUUUACGUUGAGUUUUUAACGUCUUUUGACCAUGCUACCUAAUAUCUUGAUCUUGUAAGGUAAUUUUUUUUUAAUCACGC
This is a messenger RNA of Hydractinia symbiolongicarpus, 1668 nucleotides long. RefSeq names its product A-kinase anchor protein 5-like. Bases 63 to 1607 code for a protein of 514 amino acids. The record is from RefSeq and is a predicted model, not a curated record. NCBI's taxonomy places the organism in Eukaryota, Metazoa, Cnidaria, Hydrozoa, Anthoathecata, Hydractiniidae. The transcript is spliced from 2 exons.